AUGAGCUCACCGGGAAGCCCACGCGCGGACUCCAGACUGGAGCAGGUGAUCCAGAAGUUGGAGGAGAGCGUGUUAUCUGAAGAGAAGAGGUUGACUGUACAAGGCCCCUCCCCUGAUGCCCCGCCCACCUGCAUUCCGGCUCGUGUGCGAGAAAUUGUCACCAAGAACUUGAAUGAGAGCACCGGCAGCAUGUCCUCAGUUCUGUCUCUGGAGGAGGACAACCGCGUCCUUCAGAGUGAAUUGAGUCGUCUGGAGGACCUGCUGGCCCAUAGCCGCGCUGAUCGCGAUGAGCUCGCCAUCAAAUACAGCGCCAUCAGUGAGAGGUUGGAGCAGGCCCUGCGUUUGGAAGCGGGGGUCAGUAACAGCGACUCUCCAGAGUGUGUGAGUUUGACUCAGCAGGUGGUGGAGUUGCGACGGCGUCUGGAUGAAGAACAAAAUGCUUACAAACGCAAACUCGCCGCCUACCAGGAGGGACAGCAGAGACAAGCUCAACUUGUCCAGAAACUCCAGGCCAAGGUUCUACAGUAUAAGAAGAAGUGCAGUGAUCUGGAGCAGUCUCUACUGGAGAAAUCAUCAGAGCAAAGUGGGUGUGAAAAGUCCACUAAUGGUCAGGACGAGUGCAGCAGUGAACUGGAGACGGCCCUGAUCCGCCUGGAGGAAGAGCAGCAGAGGAGCAGCAGUCUGUCGGCGGUGAACGCAAUGCUGCGUGAACAGCUGGAACAGGCCGGACUGGCCAAUGAGGCGCUGAGUCAGGACAUCCGCAGACUCACUGCUGAUUGGACCAAAGCGAGGGAAGAGCUGGAGCAGAAGGAGUCUGAUUGGAGGAGAGAGGAGGAGUCCUUCCAUAACUACUUCAGCAGUGAGCACAGUCGGCUGCUCACUCUGUGGAGGCAGGUGGUCAGUUUCCGCAGGAGUGUGUGCGAGAUGAAGAGUGCCACUGAGAGGGAUCUGUCAGUGAUGCGCAGUGAUCUGGCUCAGACGGCUCAGAGCGUGCAGCUGCAGUGUGUGUGCGUGUGCGUGGCGGUGCAGAGUCGUGAGGACGGCUCAGCGCUGGUCCUGGAGCGCGAGGCGUCUCAGCGCGUCACACUGGAGCAGCUGCUCAGAGAGAAGGAGAGCGAGAUCACCGAGAGCCAAUCAGAGAGAGAGAAACUCAACAGCAGGCUGGUAGACGCAGAGAGAGAGAUGGAGAGACUCAGAGCUCGAGUAGAUGAGAGAGAGAACGAGAUCACGUCACUCACCCGGAGACUGCAGGAUCAGAGUGGAGAUGAAGAGUCAGAGCUCCACACACUCAGAGCUUACACUAACAAUCUGCUGGACACACUGAGAGACAUCACACAGUUGAUGUUGUCGGAUUCGGACUCGAGUGUGUUCGGCUCGUUGGUGGAGACUGAUUCAGAGAACAAUGUUUUAGCUCUGCGGCUGCUGAUGCGCUCCUCCUCCCCCCAUCGAUCCUCAUCACCGCACCAAUCCUCCCCCCUCCCCGAAUCCGCUCUCUCAGCUCUGCGCGCCAUGGCAACCAGUAGACAUCUACAGCUCCAGGAGAUUAAAGGUCGUCUGCAGUCGGCGCAGUCGUCUGUCCAACAGCUGCGCAAACAGCAGGGGGAGGUGGAGUCAGGCAGGAGGGAGGCGGAUCUACGUCUACAGGCUGUGCAGAGCGAGAGGGAUGACACUCAGAGAGACAGAGAGACAGCAGUGAGAGAGAGAGACCGACUCCGACAGGAGAGGGACAAACUUUGCAGUGAGAAGGAGUGUGUACAGCAGUCUGUGCAGGCUUUGCAGACAAAGCUGCAGCUGCUGCAGAUGGACUUUGAGAGACUGCAGCAGGCUGCGGCGUCUGCGCAGAGAGAGAGAGAUCACGAACGAGUGGAGAGAGAGACAGCUGUGCAGGAAAGAGAUCGUGCCAGAGCAGAGACGGAGAGAGUUCAGUCUCAGUGGGGACAGAGUGAGAGUCGCUGCAGCUCUCUGCGCUCUGAACUGGCUGCACUGAAGGAGUUGCUCCAGCAGGGGGAGAUAGAGAGACAACUGCUCAAGACCGAGAAGAGCCAACUGACUGAUACUCUCAAAAAGGUGGAGUCCAGUAAUGCUGAGCUGAUGGUGUUGAUGGCGAAGCUGCGCUCUGAGGAGGCGUCGCUGAGAGACUCUCUGGCUAAAAUGAGCAGCUUAAAUGAGGGACUCGCUCAGGACAAAGCAGAACUGAACACCAUCAUCAUCCAGCUGGAGGAGGAGAGGAGUGUGCUGCAGGGUCAGAAGAGAGAAGCGGAGCAGGAGAAGCUGACCAUCAGAGACGAGCUUGUCCGAUUAGAGCAGAACCGACUGGAGCUGGACUCCGCCCGCCUCACUCUCUACCAAUCACUUCAGGAGUCUGAGCAGGUCAGGGUGGGUCUAGAGGCGGAGCUUCAGAUCCUCCGGAUGGACAAACACAAACUGCAGGAGAAAAUUACACAGCUAUGUGGUGAGGUGAGCUCUUUGGGGGCGGAGCUUGGUGUCAUCCGUGGCGAGGGGGAGAGAAGGGGUGUGGCUCUGGAGGAAGCUGACCGGACGAGGGCGGAGAUUGCUCGUGAGAGGGCGGGGCUUGUGGUUCAACUCGCAGCAUCUGAGAGAGAUAACGCUGCACUGACGGAGGAGCUCGCUGCGGUCAGGGCGGAGAAGGAGGCGUUGGAGGCGAGUCUGUUUGAGGUGCAGCAGCAGCUUAUGCAGUCAGACUUGCGCAGAGAGCAACUUGAGAGCGAAAACCUGAACCUGAGAGCACGAUAUGACAACACUACAGUGGAGCUGAAGCGUGUGCGGGCGGAUGGGGAAAUGGCUGCCACUCAGAGUGAGAGAGAGAGACAGGCUCUUAAACAGGAGCUGAUUAACGCUCGUCUCGAGGCUCAGCUCUCACUCCACAAUACGCUCUCGGACCACCAGGCGGAGCUGGAGAGACUCUCCAAUGAGAAGGAGGCUCUGCGCUGCAGUCUGCAGACCGAGCAGGAGGAGGCGCUGCGGCGUGUGAGGGAGGAGGUGGAGGACUGUGUGCAGAAGAUGGAGCGAGAGCGGGAGGAGCUGCAGGAGGAGAUUCGGGCUCUACAGCACUCACGGGAUCAGAGUCUCCUCCAGGCCGAGAGCGACAAACAGCAGGCUCUGUCCCUGAAGGAGACAGAGAAGGCCAUGCUGUCAGAGAGAGUGUGUUCACUACAGGCCGAGUUGAGCUCUGCAAACCUGGAGCUGGAAAGACUGAUGAGAGAAACACAACACCUGAAGGAACAGGAGAGGGCUGCAGUCGGAGCUGUGAGCACUGAGCUGCAGGAGCUGCGCAUGCAGCUGGAGGACACAGUGAGCACUAACAGACGGGAGCUGCGCAGACUGCAGGAGAACUGCACAGAGGAGCAGAUACGCGCAGACACUGCACUCAGAGAGCUGGAAGAGUGUCGUGCUCUUCUCUCAGCCAGCGAGGAGAGCCGGGACACCGCAAGGCGAGACCUUCUGGAGAUGGACAGACGUCUGAGCCAGUCACGUGACAUGGGGGAGGUGCAUCGGCGAGACACAGUGGAGCUACGGCGCUCCCUUGGUGACGUCACUAAAGAGAAGGAAGCUCUCAACCAAUCAAAUGGCCAGCUGCGGGAGGUGUUGAGGGCAGCGGAGAGCGAACGGAUCAGUGUGAAGCGACAGUGUGAGGAGAAAGAGCAGCGUGUGGCUGUGCUGGAGGAGACCCUGGCAUCUGCGCAGAAGGAAGUGGGGGAUCUGCGCAGCUGUCUGAGGGAGGUAGAGCGAUCACGACUGGAGGCCAGGAGAGAACUGCAAGAACUGCGCAGACAGGUGAAGGUGGUGGAUGUAGAGCGGGAGCAGAAGGUCAGAGAAGUGGCAGAGCUCCAGACUCGUCUCUCACUGGAGCUGCAGAAGGAGGAGGAACGAGGGAAGGAACUCUUCUCCAUCAAACAGAAACUCACCGAGGCAGAGGCAGCCAGGAACUCCCUCAGAAAAGAGCUGUCGUGUGUGCAGAAGCGACUGAGCGACAGUGAGAGCGGCCGGCGUGGACUCGAGCGCGAUUUCAGCUCUCAGCUGCAGGAGGUACGCGGUUCUGAGAAGAAGCUGCAGGACGAUUUGAGGAACCUGAGCCUGCGUGCACAGGCCGGGGUCGAAGCGUCUGCGCAGACGCAGCUGCAGCUCAGCGAGGCACAGGGGCGCCUCAGUGCCACAGAGGCGGAGCUAACACGUUCUGAAGCUGCGCGCCGUGACCUCGAGUUCCGAUUGGCCAGUUUGCAGUCGGCACUGACCCGAACACUGGGUAUUGGCACUGGGGGGCGGGGCCUACGCGGACGCAGCCCUGCAGGCUCCACCCACUCCUCACUCAUUUCUGUGGUGAUGCCCCGUCGACGGAGCGUGUCUCCUCUACGCAGCUUGUUAUCGCCCCCUAAAGAUGUUGUGGAUAAAUCCAGUAAGUCCAGUCCUGAUGACACGACCGUGUCUCGUCCCCUGUCUCCUGAGAGAGGAGACACACCCGUCCCUCUCAUCCAGCCCGACCUUGACCCAGAAACACUCCGUAGUGGCCUUCGAGACUUCCUGCAAGAGCUCAGAGAAACCCAGAGAGAAAGGGAUGAGGCACGCAGUCUGUUGGGGGCGCUGCAGCAAGAUCUAGAAGAAGUGAAAGGAGAGAGGGACUCUGCUCAAAACCGCAUCACUCAACUUCACACCACACUGCAGGAGUGUCGGGAAGGUAAGCAGGGUGCGGACGGUCGGCUGAGCUCCACUCAGGCAUUACUGCAGCAGCAGGAGGAGGCAGUGAGGAGAUUAGCGAGAGAGAAAAGGACACUCACCGAACAAGUUAAAGAGCUCGAGAGAACACUGCAGAACGCUGAAAUGGAACACAGACACUUACAGGAGCAGUGCAGUAAACUCCGGGCAGGUGAAGUUCGGUUGGAGGCGGAGCGUCGGAGGCUGAGGGAGGCCUUAGAAGGGGCAGAGUCCCGAGCUACAAGGGUGGAACUUGGAAGGCGGAGCCUAGAGGGAGAGAUCCAGCGGUUACGAGUGUGUCUCGCUGAGAAAGAGACAGAAGCCCAGAGUGCUCAGGACCGACACGACAGCAUGCUCAAACAGGUGGUGGAAGCUGAGGCCCGUGUGUCCUCGUUACAGAGGGAGGUGGACAGAGUGUCGUCUCUGCUCAGUAAAGCUCAGGAUUUGGAGAGUGUUCAGAGAGACAGAGCUCAGACUCUCAGCCAGAGCUUACAGGACAGCAACGCAGCUCACAGCGCCACCCAGGGGCGACUCGCCACACUGCAGAAAAACCUCACCCUCACAGAGCAGGAACGCAAGCAACUGCAGGAGCGUGUGGACAGCAUGCGAGCGUCUCUGUCUGAGGGGAAACAUGCUGUAGAGACUCUGACUGAGCGCAUGCAGAACCUGCAGGCUGAACUCACACAGAGCCAACUGAGACGCCAAGAGCUGGAGACAGAGCUCACUGACACACAGGAGGCUUUGCGUCUGCGUUCGGCUGCUCUGUGUGAGGCACAGCGCUCCCUACAGACGGCGCAGACAGAGCGUGUGUGUGUGGAGGAGCGGGUGUGUGUCCUGCAGCGAGCCGUGGCUCUGUUAGAGACAGAGAAGAAAGACGCAGAGAGACAGGCAGUGCGUCUGGAGAAGGACAAGAACGCUCUGAGGAACACGCUGGAGAAGGUAGAGCGGCAGAAGCUGAAGACAGAGGAGAGCAGCAUGCGUCUGUGUGCAGAGAAAGAACGACUGGAUCAGUCACUCAGCACAACGGAGCAGGAACUAGAACACGCACAGAACCAGAUCACUCUGCUGCAGACCCAGCUUGUGGAGUUGGAGGCAUCACAGAGUGUGAGCGAGCGUGAUGAUGCCCUGAAGGAGGCGGAGCUUCUGAGAGCCAAUCAGCGUGAGGUAGAGCGACUGAGAGCCAGUCAGAGAGAGGCUGAGCGAACGUUAGCCAAUCGAGAGCGAGCUCACCGUCAGAGAGUGAAGGGACUGGAAGAGCAGGUGUCCACCCUGAAGGAGCAGCUCCAGCACGAGUUACGGCGUCGGCAUCCGUCUCUGCCCCUGAGCAACUGAUCUCAGGUCAGCCCGUACCAAUACACACUGAUCCCAUAAACACACAGCUGUUCUCACUUCUCACAUCAGGAGUCACCAUGGAGACCAGCACGCAUCACAUGACAAACUUGCAUGCCAUGUGACCCGCUCCAGAUCAGUGUGUGUUCCAGUCAGAAAUCCUGCCUGAUCUGAGAACAGCUUUAACCACAAACCCCUGCAGAGACUCAUACAAUACUGACCUGAGAUCAGCAGGGACACAGGCAGCUUCCCACUCAGGUGUGUGUGUGUGUGUGUGUGUGUGUGUGUGUGUGUGUGUGUGUGUUACACUCUUGAAGACUGUCUGAGGUUCUUCAUCCGUUUUACUGAACGGUGUGUGAUGUCACACCUCUGAUGUUGUUAAUUUUGCCAUGGUCACAUGACCCGAAUUCCCACAGCUGUGAAUGUGCGGUGGAGAGGGCGGGACUGUCUUUUCCUUCAGGUGGAGUUUAACAACUGGUGACCAGCCACCUUCAGUCCCUGUUAGCGAUGUUAGCAUUAGUGUCCUGUCGAGUGAACACGAUCACACUCAGGGGAAAUGAAGCUGGGACCUUCACUGUUCACGAGACGCUACACGUGUGUUGAUGUUCCGUUUUUCACAUCGCACAGUAUUUUAUCACUGACCAAUUGAUGAAAUUAUUAUGAUAAUACCUUUUUUUUUUUUUUACAUAAUUUCUAAAAGUUUCAUGUUGAUGUUCAUGUGAUAAACAGAAUUGUGGAAUUGACGGCACACGAGGCUGAUUCAAUUCUGGACCAAACUCUGGACUUGGACCUUCAUCAAGUGUAGAAUCUGCUGAAUUCUCACAACUAUUUUUAUAACAUUAGUUUGUCUGACAGAUAUUUUAACAUUUUUUUUAUUUGUCGAGAAGGAGAUAUGAGUGAGAGUUUUAUUUUUCUGCACACUCCCUGUACAGUGUAUUAUUCAUACCGAACUGCGCGUGUUGACUUUUUCUAAUGAUGCAACUCAAUUAAUAAAUAAAUUUUAAUUAUUUCACUCAAACAAUAAACAUGAAAUCAUUUCA
Messenger RNA from Neoarius graeffei (lesser salmon catfish), 7079 nucleotides. Its product is annotated as rootletin-like. Bases 1 to 6042 code for a protein of 2013 amino acids. The transcript has 37 exons. Lineage: Eukaryota; Metazoa; Chordata; Actinopteri; Siluriformes; Ariidae. The record is from RefSeq and is a predicted model, not a curated record.